AUGAGUGGAAUGCCUGCGUCAACUCUCAGGUCACUAUGCAGAGAAACUGUAUUGCUACUUCGAGGAUGCAGUCUCGAUGCAUCUCAAGCUGGACCUAUCGUAUCGCAUAGUGUCAAAUCCGUAGAGAAGAUUAGGAAUAUUGAAAUGCCGGAAUUUGAUCUCUGGGUAGAACUUGAAGAGCCCAUUCGAUCAGUAAAAUUCCAUAGAUAA
Necator americanus (New World hookworm) is the source of this 210-nucleotide messenger RNA. RefSeq lists its product as uncharacterized. The coding region runs from base 1 to 210 and encodes 69 amino acids. The transcript has 3 exons. The record is from RefSeq and is a predicted model, not a curated record. Lineage: Eukaryota; Metazoa; Nematoda; Chromadorea; Rhabditida; Ancylostomatidae.